Molecule: messenger RNA, 1533 nt
Organism: Lottia gigantea (owl limpet)
Lineage: Eukaryota; Metazoa; Mollusca; Gastropoda; Lottiidae
Exons: 8
Coding region: 1-1533 (510 amino acids)
Biological process (GO): arabinan catabolic process; xylan catabolic process
Cellular component (GO): plant-type cell wall
Molecular function (GO): alpha-L-arabinofuranosidase activity; xylan 1,4-beta-xylosidase activity
Source: RefSeq, a predicted model, not a curated record
AUGACUAAAUUGGACACGAGAUUAACUAUAACAUGCCACAAAAUAGUCAAAGUGGUCUUUGCUCCACCAUCGCUUCUCUGCUGGAUCAUCUUCGUUGGUAGUUGCGCUACAGUACACCAGAGCAAAGACCAUAUUGGAAUGAACAUCUGUAUCAAAAUUGAGGAUCCGAGCCUUCCCUGGGACGAUCGAGUCGAUGACCUAGUGGGUAGAUUGACUAUCGAGGAGAUCCAGGGACAGUUGGCCAAGGGUACUGGAGCUACUCCAGAUAUAUCAAGACUCGAUAUUGGAGCGUACUCUUGGUGGACGAAUUGUGGCCGUGGUGAUGUCGGGGCAGGGAAUGCGACCUCUUUUCCGGAAUCUAUUGGCCUGGCCGCUGCUUUCAGCCCUGAUUUGAUGUAUGCCGUGGCAAGGGUUUCUGCCCUGGAAGCUAGAGCUAAAAAUAAUUAUUUCCUAAAACAUGGCCAAUAUGGUGUUCAUAAGGGAUUGAGUUGUUUUAGUCCUAAUCUAGAUAUUUACAGAGAUGCUCGAUGGGGGAGAAAUGAGGGAACAUGGGGUGAAGAUCCAUUUCUCGCUGACGUUUAUGCUCGUGUAUUUGUUAAGGCAAUACAGGGAGAUAAUCCAAGGUAUGCUUUAAUGACAGCAACCUGCAAACAUUAUACUGCUUCCGGGGGUCCAGACAGCUAUCCUGUGUCCAGAAUGAAAUUUGAUGCCAAGGUUUCAAUGCGAGAUUUACAGAUGACAUUUUUACCAGGGUUUAAGGGGUGUAUUGAUGCUGGUAGUUACGGACUACUCUGUGCUUAUAAUAGUAUAAACGGGGUGCCAGCCUGUGCUGAUAAAACUACCCUAGUAGAUGUUUUACGGUCUGACUGGGGAUUUAAAGGAUAUGUUAUAAGUGAUGCUGGAGCUAUUGAAGGGAUGAAGACUGGUCAUAAUUAUUAUAAUAACUCAGUAGAUAUUGUAGCGGGCAGUUUGAAUGCCGGGUGUAAUAUCAAUGCCGCUGGUGGAAAAACCAAAGAUAAGGAUAAUGCUUAUUUUUCUAUGGUUAAGGCUAUUCAAGAAGGCAAACUGACAGAGAAGAUGGUUCGAGAUUUAAUUAAACCAACAUGGUUCACGAGAUUAAGGCUUGGAGAAUUUGAUCCACCAGAGAUGGUACCAUACAAACAGCUAGACCUGUCCAUCAUCCAAACCCCAGCUCAUCGCAUGUUAUCUGUUGAGGCAGCCAUGAAAUCUUUUGUCUUGUUGAAAAAUCGAGGAGAUUUUCUACCAAUGAAACAAACCAAAUAUAAUAAUGUAGCGAUAAUUGGACCAAUGAUAAACAACCCAGAAGCACAGACCGGAAAUUACUCCCCCACCGUCAUGCCUACCUAUACCACCACCCCACUGGAAACUUUAUCUAAAUAUUUAGCUCAUUCUGUCACAUCAACUAAUGGUUGUCUUGGUGAUAAUAAUUGUUUACAAUAUAACCAGACGGCGGUUAUUCAGGCCGUUCAAAAAUCUGACGUCAUCAUCGUCUGCCUUGGUUUAGGUAAAUGA